Chelmon rostratus (copperband butterflyfish) is the source of this 2583-nucleotide messenger RNA. RefSeq names its product extracellular calcium-sensing receptor-like. The transcript has 6 exons. Gene Ontology annotation, molecular function: G protein-coupled receptor activity. NCBI's taxonomy places the organism in Eukaryota, Metazoa, Chordata, Actinopteri, Chaetodontiformes, Chaetodontidae. Gene Ontology annotation, cellular component: membrane. Gene Ontology annotation, biological process: G protein-coupled receptor signaling pathway. The record is from RefSeq and is a predicted model, not a curated record. Bases 1 to 2583 code for a protein of 860 amino acids.
AUGACGUCCACACAGAGGUGGCCAGAGCAGGGUUUGGCAAUCUUACAGCUGUUGUUGGUGGUGUCUUUCUCUCAGGCUGAAGAGCUGCUGUGCAGGCAGAGAGGGGAUCCUGAGAGCCCCCAGCUAUCUAAGGAUGGGGACAUAAUGCUGGGGGGAAUCUUCUCUUUCCACAGCAGGUGGAAACACAGACAAGAUACCUACACAAACAGACCACUGCCACUGCAAUGCAUCAGUUUGAAUUUCAGGGGGAUCCAGUAUGCUCAGGCGAUGCUCUUUGCCAUAGAAGAGAUUAAUAACAGCACCGAUCUACUGCCUGGCAUCUCUCUGGGCUAUAAGAUCUAUGAUGCCUGUGCCUCCAUUUCCAGAAGUGUGAAGGUGGCACUGGUCUUGGCUAAUGGUAAUGAACUGGUAUCUGCACUCUCUGAGGCACCAUGUACCAGACCUGCCCAAGUACAGGCCAUUAUGGGGGAGACCUCUUCCUCUCCUUGCAUGGCUAUAGCCACUGUCAUCGGACCCUUUCAGGUCCCACUGAUCAGCCACUUUGCUACUUGUGCUUGCCUCAGUGAUAAAACCAAGUACCCAUCCUUCCUCAGAACAAUACCCAGUGACUACUACCAGAGCAGAGCCCUGGCCCAGUUGGUCAAGCACUUUGGGUGGACUUGGGUUGGAGCCAUUAGAACAAAUGAUGAUUAUGGCAAUAAUGGCAUGGCCACAUUCACAGAAGCUGCCCAGCAGCUUGGCAUCUGUCUGGAGUACUCUGUGUCUGUCUUUAGAACAGAUCCACCAGACAAAAUAAAAAAGAUAGUUGACAUCAUCAAAGCUUCCACUUCCAAGGUGAUUGUCACUUUCCUCUCCCCCACGGAGUUGUAUGUGAUAAUACAUGAGCUGUUUCUCCACAACUUGACUGGGUAUCAGUGGGUAGGCACUGAGGCCUGGAUCUUUGACUCCCAAACUGCAGCCAUGGAUAGACAUCACAUUCUGGAUGGUGCCAUAGGCCUGUCCAUCCCCAAGGCACAUGUCAGUGGCAUGACGGAGUUCAUUUUGGAUGUGAAGCCGUUCAAUUCAUCUCGUAACAAAUUGUUUACAGAGUUUUGGGAGAAAUUAUUUCACUGCAAGUUCAAGCAGUCAAAGUCAUCAGCAGUGAAUCAGAGUGAAUGUACUGGACAUGAAGAUCUGACUGGAGUCCAAAACAGCUUCACUGAUAUGUCACUCAUGCCUAUCUUUUACAACAUCUAUAAAGGAGUGUAUGCUGUGGCCCAUGCACUUCAUCGUAUUCUCAGCUGUAAUAAAACAUGUAACAAGAUGCAGCUAGAUUCACUCACGAUUUUAAAGCAUAUAAGAAAGAUUCAGUUCAAAACAAAGGAAGGAGAUGAGGUUUACUUCAAUGAGAAUGGAGACCCAGCAGCAAAAUAUGAAAUUAUAAACUGGCAGCCAACAGAAAAUGGCAUUGUGGACUUUGUGACAGUUGGUCUUCAUGAUGCAUCUUUACCUGCAGACAAACAGAUGAAUCUGCAAAAUAAGUCAUUAAUUUGGGCACAAAACUUGCAACAGGUGCCUCUGUCAGUUUGCAGUGAGAAAUGUCCCCCAGGAACUCGCAAGGUUCUGCAGAAAGGAAAGCCAGUCUGCUGCUAUGACUGUUUAAGAUGUGCAGAUGGAGAGAUAAGCAACAUCACAGAUUCCAUCACAUGUGUGAGAUGUGACCCUGAGUUCUGGUCAAAUGAGAGAAGAGAUGCCUGUGUAAAGAAGGAGGCAGAGUUUCUGUCAUAUGAAGAGAUUAUGGGAGCACUGCUCACUGCAGCCACCCUCUCUGGAACAUUUAUGACUGCUGUUGUGGCGUUCAUUUUCUUCAGAUACAGACAGACUCCUAUUGUCAGAGCCAACAACUCUGAGCUGAGCUUCCUGCUGCUCUUCUCCUUGACUCUGUGUUUCCUGUGCUCUCUGACCUUCAUCGGCCGGCCCUCUGAGUGGUCCUGCAUGCUGCGACACACAGCAUUCGGCAUCACCUUUGUCCUCUGCAUCUCUUGUGUUCUGGGGAAAACAAUCGUGGUGUUAAUGGCCUUCAGGGCAACCCUUCCAGGUAGUAAUGUGAUGAAAUGGUUUGGGCCUGCACAGCAGAGACUCAGUGUUCUGGGUUUCACUCUUAUACAAGUUGUCAUAUGUGUCCUCUGGUUGACAAUUUCUCCUUCUUUUCCAUUUAAGAAUUUUGAAACAUUUAAUGACAAAAUCAUCUUGGAGUGUGCUCUGGGCUCAGCUGUAGGCUUUUGGGCUGUACUUGGGUACAUAGGACUUCUGGCCAUGUUAUGCUUCAUUCUUGCUUUUCUGGCGCGGAAACUGCCUGACAAUUUCAAUGAAGCCAAAUUGAUCACCUUUAGCAUGUUGAUAUUCUGCGCAGUAUGGAUCACUUUCAUCCCAGCAUAUGUCAGCUCUCCUGGGAAGUUCAGUGUUGCUGUGGAGAUAUUUGCUAUUCUGGCUUCAAGUUUUGGACUGCUGAUUUGUAUUUUUAUCCCAAAAUGUUAUAUUAUCCUACUGAAACCAGAGAGGAAUACAAAGAAGAAUAUGAUGGGGAAGGAGGCACUAAAAUAA